AUGGCUGCAUCAGACUCCCAACGACAACGAACCGAAUCAUGGAACCGGCCCUCGCGGUUCAAAGAGCACCUUUCGCUCGCUUCUGUGUAUAACGACUAUACGGAACCACCGUCCCAUUUCUCGCCCGACACUCCCCACGAACACGCGCUCGACGAUAUUGAGCUCAAAUCCGCCACCCAGCAGACGCACGCGCCAGUGCCCCCACACGCCGUCGAGCCCCCGCCCGCACCACGGCCCUACCGCCCAACGACACUCAGCAUCUUCUCGGGCUCAACGGCCUACCGCACCUUCUCCCCGCCGACGAAGUACCGCGACCUCGAGCACGGGUUUAGCAAGGACAAGGACUACGCCUACGACUCCGAACGUCAGUAUCACCCGCCCACGCCCAAGACAGCCGAGACGUUCCGCGACAGAAUGUCUAGGCGGUUUUUCGAGUUCCGGUUUGGCGGGAGGCGCAAUACGGGCUCGGUGUUCGAGCUGCCGAUCCAGCAGCCGGGGCCGAUGCCGCCGCCGUGGGAGCCGUUGAAUAUUCAUAAGAAGAAUGCGGAUAGUCAGGCGACGGCUGUUUGUACUUGCCAUCAUCACUCGCACGGACAUAGUCAUGGGCAGGGGAAGAAGAAGGAGGGGAUUUUGGCGAGGUGGAGGAGGAAGGUGUUGAUCUGGGUGCUGGUGUUGAUUAUCCUGUGGCUCAUGGGCAACGUCGUCGCGCUCAACACUCGCGUUUUCCCCCUCGGUCAACCUACGACGUCCUCAGGCGCGGACGCUCCGUCCGCGUGGAGCACUCUCACGCCCGAACAGCAGUCCUGCCUCACGCAGUACACCCUCAACGCCCCGUCCAAUCCCACGCUCUAUCCCUGCGCCCAGUGCCUACCCCGUGUACAGUCUGUCAACGUCAGCGAUAGCUCAAUCGCACAGACGGCGGCGGACGCGACGAUGUUCUGCGGUGUGCGGUCGCUGUGGGAGGACGCGGAUAGUGAUGCGCAGGCGGCGCUCGAGGCUGUGGGGUGGGUGCAGGAUGCCAAGUUUUGUGCGUGGGGCGGGGUCGGGUGUAAUGGAUCGGGACAGGUCUCCUCGAUCCAACUCGUCACACCCGCCAUCCCCGCGGCCAUCCCAGCCCAAAUAAGCGCUCUCACCGCGCUCGAGACGUUCAGCGUCAUCGGCAACACGACGAUCCCUGCCGGGCCCUUACCAUCCACAUUCUCCUCGCUCAACCUCACAUCUCUACAUCUUGAGUCUACGGCCUUACAAGGAUCGCUCCCGGACUCGCUCAGUCGGCUUAUGACCCUGACACUCGUUCGCAAUCCGGGUCUGGACGCGAGUUUGCCGGAUAGCAUCGCCAAAGGAUCCUUGACGUCUCUGACUGUGAAUAACCAGAACCUUACGUUCGACUCUACGCAGCAGGCUGCGUUUUGUAACGGCAGUGCCCUCCAGACGUGCGACCUGCGCGGUACGGGGGUCGCGUCGUGCGGCUCGUGUACGGUCGGUUGA
Messenger RNA from Peniophora sp. CBMAI 1063, 1488 nucleotides. Lineage: Eukaryota; Fungi; Basidiomycota; Agaricomycetes; Russulales; Peniophoraceae. The record is from the annotation of a GenBank genome assembly.